AUGCCCUCUCAAAUGGAGCAUGUCAUGGAAACCAUGAUGUUCACAUUUCACAAGUUUGCUGGGGUUAGAGGCUAUUUAACAAAGGAGGACCUGAGAAUACUCAUGGAAAAGGAGUUUCCUGGAUUUUUAGAAAAUCAAAAAGACCCCCUGGCCAUGGACAAAAUAAUGAAGGACCUAGGCCAGUGCCAAGAUGGCAAAGUGAACUUCCAGAGCUUCUUUUCACUAAUUGCUAGGCUCACCAUCGCAUGCAAUGACUAUUUUGUAAUACAGAUGAAACAGAAGGGAAGGAAGUAG
Messenger RNA from Nyctereutes procyonoides (raccoon dog), 294 nucleotides. RefSeq names its product protein S100-A10-like. Bases 1 to 294 code for a protein of 97 amino acids. Gene Ontology annotation, cellular component: cytoplasm. The transcript has a single exon. NCBI's taxonomy places the organism in Eukaryota, Metazoa, Chordata, Mammalia, Carnivora, Canidae. The record is from RefSeq and is a predicted model, not a curated record. Gene Ontology annotation, molecular function: transmembrane transporter binding.